AUGUCAUCAUUUCAACAAAAAAAUUCUGGAGCUGGCAAUGAAUGUGGAUGCAACUUGGAGGAGAAAUUGAAAGAGAUCGAAAAAUUGAGAAAAACAGUGAACCGGUUGAAUAAUGUAUUAGAAAUUAGAAAUAACGACGUAAAAACCACCAGUAAAAGAUGCGACAACCUCAGAAAGGAAUGUGAGGACUUGAAGAAAAUGAAAAAGACACCAGGAGAGGAAGACAAUCUGCUUGUUCUUGAAAAGAACCAGAUGUUAGAGGAAAAGGAUGAUGAGCUCUACAGGUUGCGAAAAGAGCUUCACAAGAAAAAAUACGUCGUCGCAAAUAUCAUCCCUCACCAUUGUAAGAUAGUCGACAAAUCACGAUAUUUUGAUGGAGUCGUAAUCAGAGAGAACAUUACAUACUCCGAAAAAAGAAAAGAGCGAAAUUCCACAAUUAGCUCCUUCAAUCUCCUCUUCUCCCCCACGCUCGGACUCAUCCGAGCCAUUAACAAGAGCGGAAACAAGAAAACCAAAUUGGGAAAAUGGUACCAUUUCCGUGUCAACGACCCCAGAAGAAAGAAUAAUGGUGGUGCACCCUACACCAUCGAUGCUGCCACCACCAAAGAUCCACACCGGGUUCGUUCAUUAAGAGGAACGGAGAUAAUUGAAAGUCAAGUUGUUUUCCUGCUCCACACUACCCUUGAUUAUGGAGCAUUAUAUAACGAAUACUUCGAAGACAAGUGUUUGAAUCUCAUCUUGUUCUCUGAAGCUCUCCGACUUUCAAUCCGCAAUCAACUGUUAUUCAAGCACGGAGAGGUGAAAUUGAGUAUGAAGAUCAAGUUGCGAGAAGAUUACGAAGAGUUGUUCCGAUAUGACCACACCAGACCUCUCUUUGAGGUAAUCAGCGUGACCGUUGAUAACACUUUCUAUUGA
This is a messenger RNA of Caenorhabditis remanei, 915 nucleotides long. RefSeq lists its product as uncharacterized. The record is from RefSeq and is a predicted model, not a curated record. NCBI's taxonomy places the organism in Eukaryota, Metazoa, Nematoda, Chromadorea, Rhabditida, Rhabditidae. Bases 1 to 915 code for a protein of 304 amino acids. The transcript has 6 exons.